This is a messenger RNA of Adineta steineri, 648 nucleotides long. NCBI's taxonomy places the organism in Eukaryota, Metazoa, Rotifera, Eurotatoria, Adinetida, Adinetidae. The record is from the annotation of a GenBank genome assembly.
AUGUCAUCAUCAAAUAAAAAAUUUACUAUUGCAGUAGAAGGUAAUAUUGGUUCAGGAAAGAGUACUGUACUUCAACAUCUAGCAAAAUCUUCAUUAUGUGAUAUCAUUGCUGAACCUGUUGAAAAUUGGACAAAUUUAAAAGGACAUAAUAUAUUAGCAAUGUUAUAUGAUGAUCCUCAACGAUGGGGUUUUGCGUUUCAAGCAAAUGCACAGAUGACAUUAGCAAAAUUACAUGCUCAACCAACAAAAGCACCUGUUAAAGUUAUGGAAAGAUCUAUAUAUAGUGCACGAUACUGUUUUGUUGAGAAUUUAUAUCGAACUAAAAUUCUUCAUAGUGUUGAAUAUGAAAUUCUGGAUGAUUGGUUUCAAAUGCUUGUUUCAAAUGGUUUAUGUCAUCUUGAUCUUAUUAUUUAUCUUCGAGCUACACCUGAAACAUGUCUUCAACGUAUUCAAGCACGUCAUCGAUCAGAAGAAGAAUCUAUUGAUUUAGGUUAUUUACAAACUUUACAUGAAUGUCAUGAAGAAUGGCUUAUACAACGACAACGUACAAAUUCAUCACCGCCUGUUAUUAUUGUUGAUGCCAAUCAAACAAAAGAACGUGUUUACAUUGAUACUAAUACUCAUGUUAAUAAUCUUGUUUCUUGUUAA